GUGUCUACACAAGAAUUUCCAAGUAUGUUCCAUGGAUUCAAGGUGUAAUUGGAAAAACAUCAAUGAGAAGUAGUGUCACUUCAUCAUCUCCAAUUUAUUUCAAUUUUCUUCCAAUUUUCUCAAUCAUUUUAACAGUUUUGUGGUGAAAAAGAAAUGACAAUAUCUUAUUCUGGUAACUUUUUUCGAUUACUUCUCCGAUGGAAAGGUUCAAUUUGGAGAUCCGUUUGGCGAGAACUUUUCUUGUUCCUCUUCCUAUUUUACUUUAUCCGAUUCUCAGCACCACAUUUUUUUAAUUACACGGAUCCAACAGACUCAAAAGGUUAUCGGAAAAUAUUCAAAGUGAUGUGUAAUGAGUUUCACGAGUAUACCAAAAUGAUUCCAUUGACUUUUCUAUUGGGAUUUUAUGUUUCAAAUGUAGUUUCAAGAUGGUGGCGUCAAUUCGAAACCUUACGCUGGCCUGAAGAUUUUCUAUCAAUUCUGUGUCUUCUGCUCCCUUCAAAAGAAUCUCGCCCAGCCCGUCAUCAAAUUGCUCGUUACCUUAACCUUACUUCGGCAUUGGCAUGGCGUGACGUAUCAACAAAAAUUCGUCUUCGUUUUCCAAGUCUUCGGAAUAUCAUCGAUGCAGGUUUAUUGACGGAGAAAGAAUAUGAGAAGUUGCAAGAUAUAAAUGAACCAUCUCCUGGAAUUCGAUGGCUGACACCUCUUCAUUGGGUUCAACAACUGAUUGAUGCGGAAAUUACAGCUGGAAGAGGAUCAGUCAAUUAUGUAUCAGUGGCUACGAACGAAUUGAAGGCAUACAGAAUAUCAUUUAGAAGACUUUAUUGUCAUGAUUGGGUCUGUGUUCCAUUGGUUUAUACUCAGGUAGCCGCUCUUGCCACAUAUUCCUAUUUCUUCUUCUGCUUAUUCGGUCGUCAAGAUCUGAAUCAUGAUGAUUUCUAUUCUCUUGAUGCUUUCUUCCCACUUUUCACAGUUGUUCAGUUUCUUUUCUUUGUUGGAUGGUUUAAAGUCGGUCAAGAUUUGAUGCGUCCAUUUGGAUUAGAUGACGACGAUUUUGAAUUAUCUUACAUAUUGGAUAGAAAUAUAGUCACAUCAUUCACAAUUGUUGAUUCACUUCAAGAUGAUGAUCCACCAAAAUUCGAAGAAGACGUGUUCUGGAAACAUCACAACGAGCAACAACAAAUGCAUCAAAGUAUGUUCCUUCCAAGAGUUCCGACUUCUUUAAAAUGGGGACGAAUUGAUUUGAGUCGAAAUGCUCAUAAGCAUCCACCUAAAUUGCAUACAUAUCUCGAAAUGAAGAAUCAGGAUCCAGAAGAAUAUAAAAAUCGAAAAAAUAAUAAGUUUAUUGCUUGGUAGAUUACUUUUUUAAAUGUUCAGUUCUAUUUCAUGUUUCGUUUUCAUAUUUUAAUGAAAAACCAAUUUUUUUUUUGUAACAAAUUCGGGUAUUGUUUUUCGUCAGAAAUUCAAAUAAAGUAUUUAUUGUUC
This is a messenger RNA of Caenorhabditis elegans, 1482 nucleotides long. It is a transcript of the gene best-9, whose product is annotated as Bestrophin homolog 9. Gene Ontology annotation, molecular function: chloride channel activity. Gene Ontology annotation, biological process: transmembrane transport. The record is from RefSeq and is marked reviewed. NCBI's taxonomy places the organism in Eukaryota, Metazoa, Nematoda, Chromadorea, Rhabditida, Rhabditidae. Gene Ontology annotation, cellular component: plasma membrane.